AAAGCUGACCUCCAAUUCCUCACCACAUCAUUUCCAUACCUUGUUUCAUGUUUGAUCAUAGCUUCUCCAUAACUUUUAAUUUGAUGCCUCACAACGGAUGGCUCCAACUUAUAAAAGACAGGCCAAACUAGUUGAUUCUUCUUUUGUUUGCACUCAAGAAUCUUUACAACUUCAUCGAGACACCAGGGGGAGUCUGCAAAGUUUUUAGAGAAAAUAAUAAUUGAAAGUUUUGAGUUUUCAAUUGCCCCCAUGAGAACUUGUGAAAUGGAGUCCCCUCUCUCUAACCCUCGAUCAUCCAUGAAGACAUUGAAUGCCUCUUGAUGCAAAGCAUUAUAGAGAUUACCUGUAAAGCCGUAUCUAGUAUCCUCACCUCUAAAGCUGAGAAAUAUCUGGUAAUGCUCCCUUGUAUAUCCCACAUCCUGAGAUCGGAGGGGAAAUUCUGAAUAACGUUUGACAAUCAGCAUCCUUGUUUCUGCUAUCUUGUUAUUGUACCAAUCAAAAUUCUUUUCAGGAAUUUUUUCUACUAAUUGCAGUUUGAUCUCUGCUAAGAAUUUAUUCACUUCAUUUAUCCGCUCAUAAAGGUCUUUCUUGAAAUUAUUAGCUUGAACAUCAUAAUUUGGCAAACCAUCAGCAGUUAACAUGUCAACUAAUUUCAUUCUAAUCAGCGACCUUAUUUCACAACGGAGUUCUUCAUGUAACAGAAGUGGUUCCACAUCUUGAGAUUGGAGAGAAAAUGCUGGUUCACAUUUGUCAAAUAUCGCCUUUGUUUCUGAAAUCUUCUGACGGUACCAACCAGAUUUCUUCUCAGGAUUUUUUUCUUGUAAUAGCAGUUUGAUCCCUGUUAAGAAUUCAUCUAUUUGCUGCUCAAGAUCUUCACUGAAUUUAUCUUCUUGAUCAAAAGUAGACAACGUCUGAGCACAAUAAUAUAUGUUAAGCAGCGACGUUAGUUCACAGGAGAGUUCUUCACGUAAAGAAAGUGGUGCCGCAUCUUCAGAUCCAACAUCUUGAGAUGAGCUUGCUCUUCGAAAAGAAAAAUUUGGUCCACGUUUGGCACGUAGCUUCCUUGUUUUUGAUAUCGUGUUAUAGCACCAAAGGGGAUCCGCCUUAACAGUUCCACCUUCAAAUUCUGGUUGGGUCUCGGCUAAGAAUUUAUCCACUUCAUUUAUCCACUCUGCAACUUCAUCAAUUUUUUCAUUUUGAAAACUUUCGAAUACAGAAGCAAUGGUACUCUCUUCACUUUGCUUAAAAGUCAGCUCCGUCAUUUCACAGAUGGCUUGUAGAUAUAACGAAGGCUUGAAAUUCUGCUCCAUCAUCAAAAUUGAUGUACCUUCUUCUAAUCAAAGAUGUUGCUGCUGCACCAAAUCAAGAUCGAUCUUUUUGGAAAUGACCGGGGGCACCUAG
Molecule: messenger RNA, 1401 nt
Organism: Lotus japonicus
Lineage: Eukaryota; Viridiplantae; Streptophyta; Magnoliopsida; Fabales; Fabaceae
Exons: 2
Coding region: 1222-1401 (59 amino acids)
Source: RefSeq, a predicted model, not a curated record